Molecule: messenger RNA, 2601 nt
Organism: Rubroshorea leprosula
Lineage: Eukaryota; Viridiplantae; Streptophyta; Magnoliopsida; Malvales; Dipterocarpaceae
Source: the annotation of a GenBank genome assembly
UCUCCCAUUAUCUUUUUAAUGAACCAAACUCAGCAUAUUAAUGCUCUCAUAGUCAAUUCUUUCUCCGUUUAAUUUUUAUAGUUAAAACUGAUGUCUCUUCCUUUUAAUCACUAAUUCCAUAUACCAUAUGCAUAAAAUGUACAAGAAUUGGGCAACCUGAGCAAUGUAGAGGGGCUUAUUUUGAGUAGGAAUGAGCUCAAUGGAAACUUGCCAGUUCAAGGUAUUAAAUGAACUACUACUCCAUUCCAAUCCCAAAGUUCAAUUUAACUACUCUGCUCCUGUGAAAAUCUCGCUGACACUAUGUAUUAUUCUUGUUCAUCUAUUGAUAGGUUUUACAAAACUGAAGAUAUUAGAUUUGAGCUUGAAUGACUUUAACGGGACCAUCCCUCCAUCUAUUGGGGCACUUCAUUCUCUAAAGGCAUUGUUUCUAUCUUCUAAUUGGCUUAACGGCUCAUUACCAAAUCUCGGAUUUACAAGACUGGAGAUACUAGAUUUGAGUUGGAAUGAAUUUAGUGGAGCCAUUCCUCCAUCUAUUGAGGCACUUCAUUCUCUAAAGACAUUGUUUCUAUCUGGUAAUCAACUCAACGGCUCAUUACCAAAUCUUGGUCUGUGUGGAUUAAAGAGGCUUCAAGAGUUGGAUCUAAGCGACAACAAUUUUGAAGGGACACUUCCUCCAUGUCUAAACAAUCUAACAUCUCUUAAACUUUUAGAUAUUUCAAACAAUUUUUUCUCUAAAAACCUUUUUCCAGAUUUGAUACAAAGCCUCCCAUUAUCCCUUGAAUCCAUUGAUCUCCGUCACAACAAUUUCCAAGGCUUAUUCUCCUUCAGCUACAUUGGAAAUUAUUCUAAGCUUGAGGUAUUCAUGCUCACAGGCUACAAAGAUGGACUACAAGUUGAUGCUCAGCAUUCAAAUUGGAUCAAUAUGUCAUUUCAACUCAAGGUAUUGAUACUCUCUAAUUUGAGCCUAAACGGUGCUCUCCCAAGUAGUCUUGGUAAUAUGAGAGAUUUGGUCCAGUUGGAUUUGGCCUUCAAUAUUUUCUCUGGAAAAGUCCCUAAUAAAUUGCUUGUGGGGUGUAGCAAGUUGAGACAUUUGAGGUUGUCUAACAAUAGAUUUAAUGGCCAAUUUUUCUCAUCUAAAUUCAACCUGAGCACUUUGUUUCAACUAGAAUUGAACAACAAUAAAUUCACUGGAAGUCUAUUGAAUGUGAAGCUUGAGACAUUGGACAUAUUAGAUGUUAGCAACAACUACUUGAGGGGUCCAAUUCCUACUUGGGCUACUCAGGCGAGAUGGUUAAUUUCAAUGAGGAAUAACUUUUUUGAGGGUCAAUUUCCAUGCCAAAAACCUAUGUCUAUGUCGUUGUUUUUUCUGGACCUUUCUCAUAAUGUUCUUUCUGGUCAUCUACCUUCUUGCAUUGAUUUCACCAACAUCAAUGAGAUUCAUUUAGAAGGGAACAAGUUCACAGGAUUAUUGCAACAUUUUCUUCCCAAUUCCUCAAGGAGUCUUUCUGUGUUGAAUCUCAGAGAUAACAACUUGUCUGGCUUCAUUCCUGACUUGAUUGAUAUAAACAUAAUGGAUCUUUCUAGCAACUUAUUCUCUGGAACAAUACCCUCUUGUUUCCAAAAUUUAACCUUUGGGGUGACGGAGAAUUAUAAUGAAACUCUUGUACAAGAUCAAUCACUGUUUAUUGGACAAUUUUUUGAUGAAAGUUACAUAUAUGGAGAUCUCACAGAGGAGGAUCUUGACUUUCUCUCAUUAAUUGAGACUACAAUAUUGAAUGAGAUUUAUCUAGUUGAUAAAAACAGGGGAAGCUUUUUCAAGGGUAGUAUACUAAAUUUCAUGUCUACUCUUGACAUGUCUUGUAAUGAUCUAACUGGAGAUAUCCCUCAAGAGCUUGGAAAGUUUGCUCAGAUUCGUGCUUUAAACUUAUCUCAUAAUCAAUUGACAGGUCCUAUUCCAAUUACUUUGUCAAAACUAUCCAAGAUUGAAAGCUUAGACCUUUGCUGUAAUAAUCUGAGUGGAAAUAUCCCUCUAGAGUUGACCAACCUGAACUUCUUAGAGGUCUUCAAUGUGUCAUACAACAACUUAUCUGGCCAGAUUCCAAUGAAAGGACAGUUUUCAACAUUCGAGGAGAGUAGCUAUGAAGGAAACCAGUUUCUUUAUGGGUUGCCAUUGGAGAAAUGCUGCAUCAUGUAUCCUAAGACGCCACAUUUAGAAUCAUUGCCUUUGGUUGCAACCAAAGGGAAAUGGUAUGAAGUUGACCUUUCUGCUUUUCGUGCAUGUUUUUUCCCAGCAUAUGCGGUGUUCUUUCUAUUGAUUGUGUCCCUUCUCUACAUCAACCCUCAUUGGCUUAAAAGGCCACUUUAUUUCAUAUUGAACAUAAACUACCUUCUGAAUUUGGCAUUCUUCAAGAUUUUGAGUCAUUGAUGAAAGUAGUCCAACUUAUUACCUAGUUCUUGCAACUUUAUGUACCAUUUAGUCAGUUUAGUCCUUUGGUUGUGACAACAACAUUUAGUUAUUGUGGAUACAUUUGGGAAUAUGAAUUUGAAGUAUGUGUGUAUUUGAAUUUGGCGUUUAAACUCAAAUGAAGUAUUUGUUUUUAC